Molecule: messenger RNA, 318 nt
Organism: Notodromas monacha
Lineage: Eukaryota; Metazoa; Arthropoda; Ostracoda; Podocopida; Cyprididae
Source: the annotation of a GenBank genome assembly
AGGUGACCGAACAUCCGUCCACGCCAGUGAAUUUUAAAAAUUCGAGUCGGCGAAAGUGUUUAGUUCCAUUAAGCUGAACGUUUUUUCGUCCAAAUGGCACUGUCCGGGGCAGGCACUAGAGACUUCGAAGAGAUUUCGAAGCUGGAGUACGAUGGGGAAUCGAACGAACGAUUUUCUCUUCCCUCGGCCGCGAGUUUCACGUGGACGAGCCGGGCCGGCGGGUUUCGCAAUGACCGCGCCGGCAAGCUGGCAACCACGGCGCAAGAACAAUUCGUGGCACAAAAAAAGGGAUUUGAGAAAAGCGUAGCCAAUACUUGA